AUGGUGCUGCUCGACCUCGUGCCGGAGAGGCCGCUCGGCGAGGGGUCGACCGGCACGGUGCAGCUGGCGCGCCACCGCUUCUCGGGGAGGCUGUACGCGGUCAAGUCCUUCAGCAAGGCGUGGCUCGCCAACGGGAAGCGCGGCCGCGUCCUCCUCCGCUACAUCGAGCGCGAGAGAGAGCACCUGCAGCUGCUGUGCGCGCGGCUGCGCGGCGACCCGGCGGCGCCGCUCAUGGUGCGCUACGUCUGCUCGGGGCAGGACGAGCACUCGCUGCGGAUCGUGAUGCCCGCGGUGCUGGGCGGCGAGCUGUGGGACUUGCUCGCAAACUUUGGCGCCAUGUCCGACGGCGAGGCGCGUUUCUACGUCGGCUGCCUCGUGCUCGCGCUGCAGAAGCUCCACUCGAUCGGCAUCGUGUACCGCGACCUCAAGCCGGAGAACGUGCUCCUCUCUCGCGAGGGUUGGCCGGUCAUCGCCGACUUUGGCCUCGCCACCACCGGCGCCGCCGAGAACCGGCCCCUCUUCUCGCUGUGCGGCACGCCCGAGUUCAUGGCGCCCGAGGUCGUGCGCUCGCUCGGGUACGGCCCCUCCUCGGACCUGUGGUCGCUCGGCGUCCUCCUCUGCCAGUGCCUCACGGCCGCGACGCCGUUCGCCGACCCCGACGGCCGCGCGCAGCAGACCUUCUCGAACGUCGUGCAGAACCGAUUCACCGUCCACCUGAUCGACUCGCUGCUGCAGCACGAGCCGGCCAAGCGGCUGGGCGACGUCAAGCGCGACGGCGGGCAGAGCCUCCGCACGCACCCCUUCUUCUGGGGGCUCGACUGGCGGGCGCUGGAGGCGCGCGAGCUGCAGCCGCCGCACGCCGACUUUUGCGCGCUGAGGGCGGAGCGGCUCCUCGCCUCUCCGCCGCCGCCGCCGCAAGAGGCGGCCGGCGAUGCGGCACCCCUCAGCCGCGAGCAGCAGCAGCUCUUCGCGCACUGGUAG
Messenger RNA from Emiliania huxleyi CCMP1516, 981 nucleotides. RefSeq lists its product as hypothetical. The record is from RefSeq and is a predicted model, not a curated record. NCBI's taxonomy places the organism in Eukaryota, Haptophyta, Isochrysidales, Noelaerhabdaceae. The coding region runs from base 1 to 981 and encodes 326 amino acids. Gene Ontology annotation, molecular function: ATP binding; protein serine/threonine kinase activity. The transcript is spliced from 2 exons. Gene Ontology annotation, biological process: protein phosphorylation.